This is a messenger RNA of Cydia splendana, 2475 nucleotides long. Its product is annotated as NAD kinase-like. Lineage: Eukaryota; Metazoa; Arthropoda; Insecta; Lepidoptera; Tortricidae. The record is from RefSeq and is a predicted model, not a curated record. The coding region runs from base 153 to 1493 and encodes 446 amino acids. Gene Ontology annotation, molecular function: NAD+ kinase activity. The transcript is spliced from 9 exons. Gene Ontology annotation, biological process: NADP+ biosynthetic process; NAD+ metabolic process.
CCCUCGGACUCGCGCUCUCACGUACGUUCGGACGUGUGUUGCGGCCGUGCUCAAUUCACGUUUCGGGUCAAGCAUCCUUACACUUGUGAAACGAAACGAUCUAAAAAAUUCGCGCGUGAAAAAUUGCAAAAGUGAUGUGCUAAACUUUAACAAUGCUGGCGAUGGAUUCUCUGUGGUGCGGGUCGGAGAGCGAGCUCUCGACGCUGAGGCUGUGCAAGAGCGCGAUAGAGAAGCAGGAAUACAGGCUCAGACGGAAGCCGUCGAAGAGUCUGAUCCCGCAGGGGCUGCUGCACGCGCACCCCGAGCAGCCGCGCGCGGUCAGGAGGCGAAGGUCCGGCACUUGGCCGAGGACAAGGUCUCUGAACGCGCCGUCUCCCAUCCACCAGUUCGGACCAUGCGGCAGAAUAAUGAAGAACUCGGCUAUGGUUAUGCAAAUCCAAGACCCGGCGUCGCAGCGGCUGACGUGGUACAAGCAGCCGCUGACGGUGCUGGUGAUCAAGAAGGUGCACGAUGCUACCAUCCUCACGCCGUUCGUACAGCUCGUUCACUGGCUCGUUCAUGACAAAAGCAUGGUAGUGUACGUAGAAGCAGCCGUCCUGGACGACGUGCUCCUGGCAGAAUACGGGGACUUCACGGCGGUGCGGGAGAAGCUGAUGACGUUCCGGGCGGGGCAAGAUGAUCUCACGGACAAGAUUGACUUCAUCAUCUGUUUGGGGGGCGAUGGGACCCUGUUACAUGCCAGUUCGCUGUUUCAGCAAUCGGUGCCCCCCGUGAUGGCGUUUCACUUGGGCUCACUCGGCUUCCUCACACCCUUCGAGUUCAACAACUUCCAGGACCAAGUCAUGAAUGUUUUAGAAGGUCACGCGGCGUUAACGCUCCGAUCGCGACUACAGUGCGUGGUGCUCCGCAAGAGCAAGAAGGACAACGAGGGCCGCAAGUGCAUCCUCGUGCUCAACGAGGUGGUGGUGGACCGCGGCCCCUCGCCAUACCUCUCCAACAUCGACCUGUUCCUCGACAACAAGCACAUCACGUCCGUGCAGGGCGACGGCUUAAUAGUAUCAACACCGACAGGCAGCACAGCGUACGCGGUAGCGGCCGGUGCUAGCAUGAUCCACCCGUCCGUGCCCGCCAUCAUGGUGACCCCCAUCUGCCCGCACUCGCUGUCGUUCAGGCCUAUAGUCGUACCCGCGGGGGUCGAGCUCAAGAUCGCGCUAUCCCCGGACGCGCGCAACGCGAUGUGGGUCUCGUUCGACGGCCGCAACCGGCAAGCGUUGCAGCACGGCGAUAGCCUCUACGUAACCACCUCAGUGUACCCGGUGCCAUCCAUAUGCGCGCAGGACCAGAUCUCCGACUGGUUCGACUCGCUGGCCGAGUGCCUCCACUGGAACGUGCGCAAGAAGCAGAAACAGAUGGACGAGCUCAGCGACAUGACCUACUCCUCCAGCGACAACCUUGAGGAGUUGGAAAACAACGAGCGGCCCGCGGACACGUGACCUUAUAGUAUUACGGUGGAAUGCGAGUUGGCUUAACACAUUCCUUUAGAGCACCGCCAGCGCUGUUUUAUUCUUGGGCCUAAGAGCCACCCCACCUAACGUAUCUCGAGCGUCGGCGUCUAGACAACUUUAUGGCUGCUGCUCGAGGUAACGUUGGCUCAAAUGCGCAGCGACGCCAUUUUCCACAGCGCUGACUAGACGCCGACGCACAAAAGACGUGUGGGGUAGCCCUAACGUAAACGGCAUCUUAGACUGCUUUGGGGAGGGAGGGCCAGCAAACCUGCGAAAAUCCAUAUAGUUUCGUCUAAAGCUAAGUUGACGAUGUGUUGUGAAUACCACACAGCUAUCUUUGCUGGUAUAUAAAUAAAUUUUAGUUGAACCAGCAUUUCGACAAUGCUGAGCUAGCUAUGCAUCUCGAAUAUAAUUCAUUUAGGGAGAUUAAACAAAUGUUACUCAAAAAUCUCGAAUAGACCAAUUUCAAAAAGCUACGUGAAAAUUACGUCUAUGAAUUUAAAUUAGCGCUGGCGGGCGUGUUUUUUUUUUUAUUUAUUUAUACGAAAUCACAUCGGCGCAUUAUUUUGAAAAUGCAACGAGUGUUUUGUUUUUACAAUCUCCUUGGAAUGUGAAUGACAUUGCAAUAACUUUGUAAGUACUGUGCAAUAUAAGAUUUUUUUCAUAAUGCGUUGCCACGAUCUGCGAUUUGUGUGUUGAUGCAGUUUACAAGCUUUGUGAUAGUAUUUUGAAAUUGUAUUUUUUGUUUAAAUUGAAUUUCCCGGCAUUCCUUCGGACAAUAAAAAUGUAAUUCAGUUAUGUCUUCAGGGAUAUGUUCUUGUUAUGUUUUAUAGUGAAACGGUCGGUUAAGGUUCGGAUUUAAGGAAUGUUUGUUCCGAUAACUUAAUUAGUGAGUACUUAUUGUAGAUAUACCAUCGUUGUACAAGUGCCUUGGCCGCAUAGUGUUUUGAACGAGGCUACAAACAAAACU